GCUAAUGAAGUUAAGAUUUUGUCAUAUGCCACUAGUAUAAGUUGUAAGGUAUUGAUGGCCUGACUGAAUGUUCUGAAAUGUGUCGUGCAUUUUAAAUAUAUUUUGUAAUUAAAAAAAAAAAAAAACGUAAAUAAUAGAAGACUUAUUUAUGACCUUAAUUAUUGCUACACAAAGAGAAGGCUGAGGGCGUAACAAAACACUAGAAUAUGAACAAUUUCCUUAUAGUUGUGUCGUUGAAGAGUGUAUGUGCGGCGCAGAAGUGCGAGUGCGCAUCGCUCCCUUCGCUUGUCCCCUUCCGCGGUGUAAACAAGGCUUGGUAUGAAUGUGUUGUGUAGUAGGGUUCACCUCCCUCUCCCGUUUUCACCCUUGAAUUAACCCGGUGCCUCCCGUCACCCUUCGCCUGCCAUCUGCAUGGCGCGUGUGAGGCUGGAGGGAGAGGCAGGUCAGGUGAGUGAGAGCAAGGAGAGUUGAGACAGUUGCUGGUGUGCUGCUGCAGGAAUGGCUGAGAGGAGGAGUGUUGUCGUUAAGUCGUCCCAGAGAAGUGUUAUAAAGAAGGUGGAGGUGAUCACAGUGCAGAGCAACAAUGUGGCGUCAAUCACAGCACGUCACCCUGUGGGAGUGGUGGUGGCUGAGAGGAGAACAGGGCCACCAGCUGCUGAUGAGCCCAGGCCAGUGUUCAUACCAGGCUGUCCACUCCCUCAGGUCCUGUCCAGAGAGGCUGCAGACACAGAGAUGACUCAAGGAGGGGAAAGACCAACACAUGGGCCGGUAAAGGCUGAUAUCUAUAGCCCACAGAGGAAUGCAGGUCAGCUCAAGAGUGUUGAGUGCAGAGUGACUGUUAAAAGUUCUGAGAAAAAUAAGGAAAAUUACCUGGAUGAUAAAAUUUACAAUCCUAGAGUUUAUAUUGAUUCGCUGCCCAAAAAUUCUGAUGUACAAUUUGAACAGAGAUCUUCUAGUACUCAUAGUGACAGUGAUGUGGAAAAGACAGUGGAUUCUUUGCAAAAUUCAGAUUCUUCAGUGCAGUUUGGCCAGAGGUCCCCAUGUCCUCCCAGUGCAGGAGGCAUGCAGGAAGGUUUACCGAAGGAGUCCUCAUACAUGGGACCUCCACGAUAUGUACUCCUACAUGGGGACACCGAACAAACACAUGACUCCAUCAGCAGUGGGAAUGAAGCCUUGGAGAGAGAAAACCGGGAGACGUCCACAGAGUCAUCGAGAGAAAACCAGGAACCGUUCAUAUAUAACAAAACUAUCGUGGUAAAUAGAGAUACAGUGAGCAGUGAUUCAGACAGUGUAGCAAUGCCCAAUUACCAGGCAGUGAAUAGCAGUACUAGCUCCUUGGAGACUGAUGGAGGAACCAUCAGUGGCUCCUCAGAACAUAAGAAUGAAAAUGAGGCGCCAGGCGACUUAACAGAGAUGACGAGAGAGCAAGCGGCCAGAGUUAUCCGAGUGAAGAGAGGGAGCCUGAGUGUUCGAGCCCAGCCACAUGACCUGAGGCAUGGUGGGAGAGGAGGGUGCAGGAGCAGGAGAGGCAUGAGUGUGGUGUCGAGUGGUGCGAGGGGGAGAGGGAGAGGUGCGAGGGUGCCGCAGAGGGGGCCAGGGAGUGCAGUGCCGACAGUCCCAAGAGCCACCCAUCGACAAGUGACAGGACCCACAAGCAGGGCAGAGAGCAGACCAGGCAGGAUGGACAGCAGUAUGGGAGCUUCUGAUAAAAGGUCAGUGUUGCGGGAGCCUUACUUGGUCAUGCCCCGCUCCUCCUCCCCUUCCCUUCCUCACCUGUCCUCCUCGGCUGAACAGGUGAGCUGCAGCGGGUAUUAAUUAACAGGUGUGUCGCCACGUACUCCCUCCUUAUCCUGUUGUGAUUGGGUAAAAGUUUUCUGUCUGGGUUGCUUUGUUUGUUUGGUUUUGUUAUCCUGUUCUGAUUGGGUAAAUAUUUUCUGGGCUUGUUGCUUUCUUAGUUUGCGUGUGUGUUUGAUUAUUGUGUUUAUUGUUUGUUUUGGUUUUGUUUAUGUUUUGGUAAGUAUGAUAUUCUUUCAGCCAGACAAACUUGGUAAAAUAGAAAUUAAAGGUUUGGUGUAAUUUCUCGCGAGCUUCUUAAAAGGAAAGGUAAUAAUGUAACAGAAUUUGUUGGCAGGACUUUUAGAUGCACGAUUGUUUAUAUUUUAGCAAGUGUGGUAUUUCUAAAUGCAAAUUAGACAAAGAGGAAGUUAAUCUUGGAGACGUAAUCUGCCGCGAACCUACAAAAAAGGCCAUUAGAGUAAAGAAAUAAAACAUAAACCUAAAAAUCUGAUAAAUAAUCAACGCCAGAACUUUUAAAUGCACCAUUGUUUAUACUAUAACUAAUGUAGCAUUGUUUAAAACGUCAGACAACAAAAAUACACCUUGGUUUAAAAAAAUGCUAGUAAUUUGGUAGAUUUCAUCACCAGAACUUUUAAAUACACAACUGUUUAUACUUUAACUAGUGUAACAUUAUUUAAACGUAAAUUAUACAACAAAAAGAUACACCUUGGCUUGAAGAAAAAAAAAAAAAGCUAAUAAUUCGAUAACAUUCAACGCCAGGACUUAAAUACACGAGUGAGCCUGAAUAAAAAUGUCAUCAGCACACUUUUCAAUUCACCUGUAGUACUCGGCCCGCAUCCUGAACGCUGCUUGGGAUUCUGCCGCGGUUACUGAGGAAAAAGAAAUAUAAGUUAAAACUGCUACGUAGAAUAACAAAAACAG
This is a messenger RNA of Scylla paramamosain (green mud crab), 2718 nucleotides long. RefSeq lists its product as uncharacterized. NCBI's taxonomy places the organism in Eukaryota, Metazoa, Arthropoda, Malacostraca, Decapoda, Portunidae. The coding region runs from base 499 to 1815 and encodes 438 amino acids. The record is from RefSeq and is a predicted model, not a curated record. The transcript has 5 exons.